Molecule: messenger RNA, 387 nt
Organism: Babesia bigemina
Lineage: Eukaryota; Apicomplexa; Aconoidasida; Piroplasmida; Babesiidae
Exons: 2
Coding region: 1-387 (128 amino acids)
Source: RefSeq, a predicted model, not a curated record
AUGUUUUUGGCGGCACCGUUCCUGGUUCUUGCGACACUCUUGGGCCUCAACUACGGCAGCGUGCUUGCCUACGACCCCGAAUACGCUCUAGACCAGACAGAGCUCUCAGGAGAAUUCUCGGUUCGGGUUCUGAAGCCCGGAAUCGAUGGCAGUCGCAGCGUUGCGUCAGGCGACCGCGUGAAGGCUCUGCUACGAACUUUUUCGCCGUCGGUCCCAAAGCACAUCACGGGAUUCGCGGAACAGAUUUUCGAGGUCGGGAAACACCCGGUGGUGCCGCUCAACAACGCUAUCGCGAAUAUGCGCCUCGACGAGAUUAGGCGAGUAGGCAUCCCGUUCGGCGAGUAUGGCAAAAUCUUCUACGAAGUGCACGUGGUGUCGAUCGCUUAG